AUGGUUCUUCCCAGGGUGAAAAGAGCUCUGUGUCUAUCGGUCGGAAUAUUUCUGCUUGCGACAGGAUGUGUUUUGAUUCCAGUUUUCAAGCAUAUCAUACACCAAACCGUUGCAAAGGAUGUGCCUCUGGUAAAAGGUUCGCUGACCUAUGAUGACUGGGUAGUUCCACCUAUACCCGUGUAUUACCAGUUAUGGGUAUUUGACCUUGUAAAUCCCCUAGAGGUCAUUGCAGGAGCCAAACCGUAUGUUGUACAGAGGGGACCAUAUACAUACAGGGAACACCGGAAGAAGUACAACAUCACGUUUGAACCAAACGGCACAAUCACAUACCGACAACUUCACUGGUACACGUUUGAUCGGAGCAAGUCUUGUGGUCCGGACAGUGACAAAUUCACAACCGCUAAUGUUCCUUUAAUGACGGUAGGUAACAUGGUCCGCUUUGAGUACCCCUGGGUUCAGGAACUCGUCGACUUAGUCCUCAAAGCUACGAAAGACAGUGACCUGUUUCAGCAAUAUAGUGUGAGAGAUAUCGCCUGGGGCUACGAGGAUCCACUCCUAAAGGCGGCCAAGGACAUUGUGGGGCGAUACAACAUCUCUAUUGACGACAAAAUAGGGCUCUUUUACGGGACGAACGACACUGAUGAUGGACUCUACAACAUACAUUCGGGAGGUGAUGACAUCAGCAAGUUGGCCAUCAUCAACAAAUGGAAUGGAUUGACGAGGCUUCCGUACUGGUCUACAGACAGAGCAAGAAUGAUCAAUGGCACGGAUGGAACGUUUUUUCCGCCAUUUGUUGACAAAUCUUGGACAAUGUAUGUGUUCCAAACGGACAUUUGCAGGUCUCUGUAUCUAUACUACAAGGAAAUGAAGACAUUACGUGGUGUUGACCUGUACAGCUUUGUCCUCCCAGAUCGUGUGUUUGAAGCCUUGUCUGAGAACGAUGGCUUCUGUACUCCAAAUGCGGAUAAUUGUUUACCUGCGGGUCUGCUCAACGUCAGCAAUUGCAAAGAAGAGUUCGCACCAAUAGUUGGUUCUCAGCCCCACUUCUACGCAGCUGAUCCAUCUGUACAACAGGCUGUGGAAGGACUUAACCCUAUACCUGGGGAACACCAAACUAACAUUGAUGUAGAACCGCACACCGGCAUCGUUAUGAAUAUAGACAAGAGGCUUCAGGUCAAUUUGUUCAUACAUAAUAUUAGCCACAUCAGUGCCACCAAAAACUUUAACCGUCUUGUCUAUCCAAUUUUGUGGCUAAAUGAGAGUGCUACUCUAGACGGGAAGCUGGCUAAUAUGUUUAAAACCAAGGUUGAUAUUCCCAUAAAGAUUACACAGGCUGUUCAGUAUGGGUUAAUAAUACUCGGGACACUCAUAGCUCUGUGUGUAGUUACCUUCAUGGUCAAGGAGUGUAACGACAGAAACAGGAAAAUACCUUAUAAGAGAAUGGCUGGCAAGACAAACAAUGAUAAGCCUGAAUCGAGGACGGAAAUAGUUAAUGAAAACCGAGAUCGUGUUCAUGCUCCUGAACAGGAUUCAUAA
Ylistrum balloti is the source of this 1536-nucleotide messenger RNA. RefSeq names its product lysosome membrane protein 2-like. The transcript has 13 exons. Bases 1 to 1536 code for a protein of 511 amino acids. NCBI's taxonomy places the organism in Eukaryota, Metazoa, Mollusca, Bivalvia, Pectinida, Pectinidae. Gene Ontology annotation, cellular component: membrane; cytoplasm. The record is from RefSeq and is a predicted model, not a curated record. Gene Ontology annotation, molecular function: scavenger receptor activity.